Molecule: messenger RNA, 1380 nt
Organism: Asparagus officinalis (garden asparagus)
Lineage: Eukaryota; Viridiplantae; Streptophyta; Magnoliopsida; Asparagales; Asparagaceae
Product: aspartic proteinase-like protein 2
Exons: 10
Biological process (GO): proteolysis
Molecular function (GO): aspartic-type endopeptidase activity
Source: RefSeq, a predicted model, not a curated record
GCGGGGUCCUGGAAUCCGUUCACCGUCGGGCUCUACUACACUCGUGUAAAAUUGGGAACCCCUGCAAAAGAAUUCUAUGUUCAGAUCGACACGGGUAGCGACGCCUUAUGGGUAACUUGUAACGGCUGCACUGGAUGCCCAACAAGCAGCGGACUCAAUCUUCAACUGGAAUUCUUCGACCCAAAAAGUUCGUCGACUGCUUCGCUGAUUGGUUGCUCCGAUCAGAGGUGUUCUAACGCAAUUCAAACAGGAGAGGCGACAUGCAACUCUUCAAAUUCUUCGAGUAGUCAGUGUUCUUACUCUUUUCGGUAUGGAGAUGGUAGUGCUACUUCAGGGUAUUAUGUGUCUGAUACGCUGUAUUUCGAUAAGAUCGAUAAGAAUGACAAGGCUGCCAAUUCUUCGGCUAAGAUUAUUUUCGGGUGUAGCAACUCAGAAUCUGGGGAUCUAGCGAAAUCAAAUAGGGCAGUCAACGGAAUAUUUGGGUUUGGACAGCAACAGCUAUCUGUAAUUUCGCAGCUUUCCUCUGCAGGGGUUUCGCCGAAAGUGUUCUCUCAUUGCCUGAAAGGUUCAGAUGAAGGUGGAGGCAUAUUGGUCCUGGGUCAAAUAGUAGAACCCGGUAUUGUGUAUACUCCACUAGUUCAAUCCCAACCUCAUUACAACUUGAACCUAGAAACCAUUGAUGUCAAUGGGCAACAGCUAAAUAUUGAUUCCUCAGUGUUUUCGACAUCAACAUCACAAGGAACGAUUGUUGAUUCCGGGACCACGCUAGCUUACCUAGCAGAAAAGGCAUAUGAUACUUUUGUCACUGCAAUAAUUUCUUCAGUGCAGUCAUCGCAAGUGCAGUCUGUUGAUGUUAAAGGAAAUCAGUGUUUUGCUACAGCUAGCAGUGUUGAUGACGUAUUUCCUUCUGUUACUUUGAAUUUUGCUGAAAAUGCCGCAAUGAACUUGAAUCCUAGAGAUUAUCUUCUAGAACAGGGUUCUGUUGCUAAUGCUAACAUAUGGUGUAUGGGCUGGCAAAAGAACCAAGGUGGAACAACGAUCCUAGGAGACCUUGUUCUUAAAGACAAGAUUUUUGUUUACGAUUUGGCUAAUCAGCGCAUAGGCUGGAGAAAUUAUGACUGCUCUUUAUCCGUAAAUGUUUCGUCAUCUGCUAACAACAGUGAGUACGUCAAUACUAGGCAAGUCGACGCCAGCAGCUCGUCACGCAAUGUAGGUUAUGCUCUAUUGCCAUUGAGCCUCGCGGUUCUCCUAGUACAUGGUUUUCUCUCUCUCAUCAGCCGGUUAUAGCUCAUCUAAAGUACAUAUAUACACAUAAUUGGAUUGUUGUGAUCCAUUCUUUAUUGAUGUAUUUUUUUAGUAUCUAGUGGUAUUUACCUUGAU